Emericellopsis cladophorae is the source of this 1647-nucleotide messenger RNA. RefSeq names its product putative membrane protein-like protein. Gene Ontology annotation, cellular component: membrane. Bases 1 to 1647 code for a protein of 548 amino acids. Gene Ontology annotation, molecular function: acetyl-CoA transmembrane transporter activity. The record is from RefSeq and is a predicted model, not a curated record. The transcript is spliced from 2 exons. NCBI's taxonomy places the organism in Eukaryota, Fungi, Ascomycota, Sordariomycetes, Hypocreales, Bionectriaceae.
AUGGCCCGUCGCCGCAAAUCCCCCAACGGCAACGGCACCAUGAGCAGCGGCGUCGAGAUGCGCCGCAAGGCCCCGAACCCGGAUGCCGACUCGGCCGGCAAUUACGUCGCCCGCGAAGACUUCACCCUCGACCGCGCACCGCCCCCCAGCAAGGAGCACGGGUCGGCGGACCACGGCUUCUUUGAGCUGCCCAAGCAGGACCAGAAGAACUUUCUGCUCCUCGUCCUGCUGUACUUUCUGCAGGGCAUCCCCAUGGGCCUGGCCAUGGGGUCCGUCCCGUUCCUGCUCAAGAACCACCUCUCCUACGGCGAGAUUGGCACCUUCACCCUGGCGUCCUACCCGUACUCGCUCAAGCUCCUCUGGAGCCCCUUUGUCGACGCGGUCUGGAGCGCCAGGCUGGGCCGACGCAAGACGUGGAUCGUGCCCAUCCAGUUCCUGUCGGGCUUCGGCAUGCUGUACCUGGGCUCCCACGUCGAGGAGAUGAUGGGCAACACGGGCAAGCCCGGUGGCACGACCGUGUGGAACUUUAUGCUGUGGUGGUUCUUUCUCGUCCUGAUGUGCGCCACGCAGGACAUUGCCGUCGACGGGUGGGCGCUCACGCUCCUGACGCCCGGCAACGUCUCGUACGCCUCGACGGCCCAGACGGUGGGCCUGACAGCCGGGCACUUCAUGUCCUACACGGUCUUCCUCGCCCUCAACGCGUCCGACUUUGCCAACAAGUGGUUCCGCGCGGUGCCCUCGGAUGAGGGCCUGGUCACGCUGGGCGGCUAUCUCAAGCUCUGGGGCUGGGCCUACAUUGUCAUCACCAUUGGGCUCGGGUUUCUGAAGCGGGAGGAAAAGUCGCAGAACGAGGACGGCGUCUGGGAUGUGUACCGCAUCAUGGCGGGCAUUCUCAAGCUCAAGAACGUGCAGACCAUUAUCUUUGUGCACCUCAUCGCCAAGAUUGGGUUCCAGGCCAACGACGGCGUCACCAACCUCAAGCUGCUGGACAAGGGCUUCGGCAAGGACAACAUGGCGCUGACCGUGCUCAUUGACUUUCCUUUUGAGAUUGGGCUGGGCUACUACGCGGGCAUGUGGUCGCAAAAGUACACACCGAUGCGCCUGUGGUGCUGGGGCUUCAUGGGCCGCCUGGCGGCCGCUGUGCUGGCGCAGGUUGUGGUCAUCAUCUUCCCCAAGGAGGGUGUCACGUCGUGGUACCUGCUGGUGGUCAUCUUUGAGCACGUGUUCUCGACGUUCACCAACACCAUCAUGUUUGUGGCCGUCUCGGCAUUCCACGCGCGCGUGUCCGACCCCGUGAUUGGGGGUACCUACAUGACGCUGCUCGCCACGGUCUCCAAUCUUGGCGGAACAUUCCCGCGCUACUUUGUCCUCAAGCUCGUCGACUCGUUCACCGUGGCCACGUGCCACCCACCGACCGACCUGAAGGAGGCGCCCUUUACGGCGCCCUUUUCCUGCGCCAUGCAGGCGGACAAGGAGAUGUGCGAAAAGGGAGGCGGCACGUGCGAGAUGCUGCGCGACGGGUACUACACUGUGAACAUUAUGUGUGUCCUAUUUGGUGUAGUGACGUUUAUGUGGUAUAUCAGGCCCAAAGUACUGCAGCUGCAGGAACUCCCCCUGCGCGCUUGGAGACUGGGGCCGAAGAAGUAA